GGCCACUUAUUUCUGCAAGCUGGCAACGUCUUUGAACUUUUACAGAACGAAACGACAAAUGCAAAUAUUAUUAGUAAAGUUAAUAUUAAUUGGAAAGCCAUGAAAUAAAAUAAAUAGAACGAACAAACGAGUACCCUGCCAUGAUUGCAGCGCCGACAACAGCGUCAAAGGCGAACGCCCACUUCGAGGACAAUCUCAAACUGGCGCAGGCGAAGGAUGAGGUCAAUGGAAAAGUGGCGCCAGCAGCACACACACACACACACACAGACACGGCCACAACCCCACCUCCAAGUCCACCCCCAACUAUAAGUACUCCCAUACCCGCCGAAUUGCAACCCGCAUACCACAAACUGUACGGCGAUUGCAGGGAGCAUGCCGCAUACUUCGCCAAGGAUCCCACGGAGUAUGGACAACGCUUGCAUGCCGCACACAUUGCCUGGCAGGAUUUCAUAGUGCUGGCCAAUCGGCUGGUCCUGCAAAUCGAUGCCUUUGCCCACGAGUAUGACUUUGAUGAGAGCACGCCGGGCAAUGGAUAUCGUAGUUUCAUCUAUGUGACCAACGCGUGCAUCUCACAUGGACGCAGUAUAUGCCAACAGUUGCUGGCCACCCGGGCCACACUCUUCUUUCGCAAGAAGUUCUACAUGAAGGAGGUGGAGGCUUGUUCCCAGCUGCUCUGCUCCCUGUGCACCUGUCUGCAAUAUCUACUGAUCCUGCGACAGUGGUCAACGACGACGGGGGAUCUGUUUGCCAGCGGAAAGCAUACGGCCGAGCAGCUCUUUGAGCUGGGCGACACCAUCAAUCAGUAUUGUUUCUAUGGACGCUGCUUGGGCUUUCAAUAUGGUGAUUCCAUACGUGGUGUGCUGCGUUUUCUGGGCAUUGGCAUGGCCAGCUAUUCGGAAACCUAUUACUCCCAUGCGGACAAUGGCAGCAGCACUUUACUGAAGACCACACGAAGCCUCUGGUCAAGUGGCAAAUAUCUUAUGAAUCCGGAACUGCGAGCCAGACGCAUUGUAAACAUUUCGCAGAAUGCGAAAAUUGAUUUUUGCAAAUCCUUCUGGUUUCUAGCCGAGUCGGAGCUGAUGCACAAGCUGCCCAGCAUUGUGGGCACUGCAAUCAAGGUGAAUCGCAUAAUUGAGCUGCCUGCGGAGCCGUUGCGUUUGCCAGCCCGCGGAGCAGCUGAGGAUCAGUUGCAGUUUGUGGAUAUACCUGUGCCCAGUGCGCAUCUGGGACCCGGUCUUCCAGUCUCGGUGCGUCUUCUAAGCGCCAAGAGACGCUCGGGAAUGCUUGGCGAGGGACGCUAUCGUGGCUGGCGUCGACCGGUAGCGGCAUCGAAAUCCAUACUGUUCCACUGCCAUGGUGGCGGGUUUGUGGCACAGUCAUCCAAAUCGCACGAGCUGUAUCUACGCGAUUGGGCUGUGGCCCUGGAUGUGCCUAUACUUUCGGUGGAUUACAGUCUGGCGCCAGAGGCGCCGUUUCCACGCGCACUUCAGGAAGUCUACUACGCCUACUGCUGGCUGCUCAACAAUGCCGAGCUGCUGGGCACAACAGCGGAACGUGUAAUCUGCGCUGGCGACUCCGCCGGUGCGAAUCUGUCCAUUGGCCUGGCGCUCAAGUGUAUUGAGCAGGGUGUGCGGAUUCCGGAUGGCUUGUUUCUGGCCUAUUGCCCCACGCUGGUCAGCUUUGUGCCCAGCCCGGCACGUCUGCUUUGCCUGAUGGAUCCACUGCUACCAUUUGGCUUCAUGAUGCGAUGCCUUCGUGCCUACGCAGCACCAACGAAUGAAAUGCUCCAGGAGAACGCCAAGCAGGUCGAAGAGUUGCUGCAGAUUCGCAAUGCUCAGGCAUCUGGAGUCGAUGUGGAGAAGCCACCAACACUAAGUCUUAAUUCCAGUCGACGCACCUCAACCGCCAGGAGUCCGCUAACGCCUCUCGAGCCACUUAAUCAGUCAGAUGAUGGGGAUGAAGAGGAGGAGAGUAGCGACACCUUUGCCAGUGCGUCGUAUCACAGUCAGACAGUGGAGCGUACAGACUUGCCAAACACUGAGGGCAGCGACAACAGCUCCUGCGUGUCCUUCGAGGACGACUCGCAGCCCAUCGAACAUUAUCCGAUCGAGAUCUCAGCUGAGACACCCAAAGAUGCCGCAUCAGCUGCCUACAUUGAUAGUUUUCUAGACAAGUAUCUUAUUGACACCGCCACCAUGGAGGCCACAGAAGAGAACACGGCUCAGACCUGCCCAAAAUCCACGCUAUUAAAUGGGCAUGCCAAGAGCAGCUCAGAGGAGAAUAUACUUGUUGAAACGGGACGGGAAAUGAUGGCCAUGGACACGCUGCCUGGUCGCCUGCAGGAGGCAGUUAACAAUAUAAUCAAUCGAUGCACGCAAUCCUACGAGAUACACGGCACCACUGCACCUGGCCAACAGGAUGUACGCAAUAUGGAUGCUUUAAUUGCACGUAGCCCCAGUGAAGAGUUUGCAUUUGACGUGCCCAAAGAUCCGUUUCUAUCACCCUAUUGGGCUAGCGACGAGUGGCUAUCACAGCUGCCAGAGACCAAGAUACUGACGCUGAACAUGGAUCCUUGCCUAGACGACUGCGUUAUGCUUGCCAAGAAGUUGAAACGACUCGGACGCCAAGUAAGCUUGGAGAUACUUGAGGGAUUACCACAUGGUUUUCUCAACUUUACUAUGCUAUCCAAUGAGGCGAUGGAUGGCUCCAAGCACUGCAUCAAAUCGUUGCAGACAUUGCUUCAGGUCUCCACAGACAAUAACGACGAUAGCAUUGGCAACGACGAGACUUCCAGUCCCAGUGCGUGCUCAGCCACAUCGACAGCGCCUUAAAAACAAUUUAUAUUUAUUCCUUUAUAGAAACUAUAUAGUAUAUAUUAAUAUUUAUACACCGUUUGUUACAUGCAAGAAUAACAUGUUGUUAAUUGGGCACAUUUCUUGCUUUUUUUGCAUCUCGAAUAGUUUUUUAUACACUUUUAUAUAAUUGAAUAACACAGUUAGCUAAGCUUUAUAUGUUUUGUAAUGUCAGCUAAAUACGAAAAUAAUUAUCUUAAUAUAUCUAUAUUAUAGAUAGGCUAUAGCUUCUACAUUAAAGUAACAAAAAAAUGCCAAUCGUUCAAGUAUUGAGAGCGUGUAAACACGCUCUAAAAUAUAUUUAUAAACUAAAUUCUAAAUAAUGUAAUCUCAACACUCAUUCAAACUCUGGAUUCUGUGCCUGUUAUGAACGAGUACUUUAAACCCAAUAUAUUUCCAUAUAUAGAUGGGAGUUGAGUUAACUAUACAAAAAAUACUUUAUACUUUGCAAUUGUGAAUCCUUUAAGCUGUGUGAGUCUAGAACUGCAAUAUAUAAUUCGAAUUUUCUGUUUAGUUGUAAUAUGUUAUUAAAUGGUUAUUGCCAUUAAACGAAUAAU
Drosophila innubila is the source of this 3409-nucleotide messenger RNA. RefSeq names its product hormone-sensitive lipase (gene Hsl). Gene Ontology annotation, biological process: triglyceride catabolic process; cholesterol metabolic process. NCBI's taxonomy places the organism in Eukaryota, Metazoa, Arthropoda, Insecta, Diptera, Drosophilidae. The transcript is spliced from 4 exons. Gene Ontology annotation, cellular component: cytosol. Bases 141 to 2831 code for a protein of 896 amino acids. The record is from RefSeq and is a predicted model, not a curated record. Gene Ontology annotation, molecular function: sterol ester esterase activity; triacylglycerol lipase activity.